Scleropages formosus (Asian bonytongue) is the source of this 2010-nucleotide messenger RNA. RefSeq names its product secreted frizzled-related protein 2 (gene sfrp2). Gene Ontology annotation, biological process: canonical Wnt signaling pathway; non-canonical Wnt signaling pathway. The transcript is spliced from 3 exons. The record is from RefSeq and is a predicted model, not a curated record. Bases 69 to 977 code for a protein of 302 amino acids. Gene Ontology annotation, molecular function: Wnt-protein binding. Lineage: Eukaryota; Metazoa; Chordata; Actinopteri; Osteoglossiformes; Osteoglossidae.
UGGUGCUGCUGCUGGGGAUCAUCUCAUCUCAUCUCAUCAUCAUCAUCAUCAUCAUCAUCAUCAUCACCAUGCUGCUGCGGCUCUCGUUCGCGCGGCUCAGCCUCGUCGCCUCCGCUGCGCUCUGGGUCUUACCUUGCUGCGUGGGAGGUCUCCACGAGAUGUACACCGGCUUCGGGCAGCCAGACCUCUUCCACAAGAAGUCCAACUGCAAGCCGAUCCCCGCGAGCCUCCUGCUGUGCCACGACAUCGAGUACGCGGAGAUGCGGCUGCCCAACCUGCUGGGCCACGAGACCAUGGACGAAGUUCUGCAGCAGGCAUCCUCCUGGAUCCCGCUGGUGCAGAAGCAGUGCCACCAGGACACCAGGAAGUUCUUGUGCUCCCUCUUCGCCCCGGUGUGUCUCGACGAGCUGGACGAGCCCAUCCAGCCGUGCAGGUCGCUCUGCGAGGCCGUGAAGACGGGAUGCGCUCCCGUCAUGUCCGCCUUCGGCUUCCCGUGGCCCGACAUGCUGCACUGCGAUCGAUUCCCCGCCGACAACGAUCUGUGCGUCCCCCCGGCCAGCGUGGACAGCGUGGAAACGGCCACGAGGGAAGUGCCUAAAGUGUGUGAACCCUGCCUGGACAAGGAGGAGAACGACAAUGAAAUUGUUGACAGUCUUUGCAAGAAUGACUUUGCCCUGAAGAUCAAGGUGAAAGAGAUCUCUUACAUGAACGGCGACACCAAAAUCAUCCCGGAGACGAAGAGCAGGACCAUCUACAAGCUGAACGGCGUGACCGAGCGGGACCUGAAGAAGACCGUGCUGUGGCUGAAGGAUGGUCUGCAGUGCACCUGCGACGUGAUGAACGACAUCAACGCCGCCUACCUGGUCAUGGGCCAGAAGAUGGACGGACACCUGGUCAUCACCUCCCUCAAGAGGUGGCAGCGUGGCCACAAGGAGUUCAAGAGGAUCUCGCGCAGCAUCCGCAAGCUGCAGUGCUAACCAGUUCCAAGCCAAACCCGGUCAUCAGUCCUCCGCACUUUAGGUACGGUAGCACUCCGCAUGCUCCCAGGCACACUUCGGGGACCACCGCCCUCGGUGGCCCGUUUUAACGAAACCAGAAGACAUAUUUGGCCAAAUUUAUAAAACACCACCGUUUUAUUUCCAGGUUCAGCUUUGUCGACUUCAAGGCAUAAUUUAUUAAAAACCUUAAAACGUAACCUGGUGUAUUCUCAGUAUGUGUCACUCAUACCUUUGUUUUUAUGACAUCGCUCUCUCGACGUACGGGAUCACUAAAACAGUUCUCCGUGACCUCGGCAAGGUCAGCCUCCUUAUCGCAGCAGCAUGCAUGACCUACUCUUAAAAGGUAAAAUACUGUACUUUGGUGACUGUUUGAUGUUUUUUUUUUAUAUAUAUAUGAGUUGCUUUCUGUUUGAGCCACAAAACUGCACUGUUUUUGAUAAUCCGCAUCAUCAAGUGUCCAUACUGUUUAAUUCCACUGACAGAAUGUUGUGAAGUGAAAGUUACGGCAGCAUCUCAAUACUGUCAUUAUCAGUGAAACGGAGACGUUUACAUUUCAAUUUAACAGCGUGUACUUUGUUACGGUAUUACGUUCUCGUCAUUUAGUCAACUGACAUUUUCCUAAUGUAUCGUAAUUCUUGAGCUAUAUGUUUUCAUGCACUGUAAAUAUUCCCUUCAGCCUUUUAUAUUCUUGUAAAUAAUUGUUAAAAUGUAACAUUUUUGUACAAACCAAAUAUCCAACCUACACCAUAGUGAAACAAGUGAGCAGGUAUCACUGUGGUUUAUUUGAUGUCCUUAUUCAACCUUGACAAUGCAUAAUCUUUGGUCAUAUGUUUCAUUAUAUUACAACUUUAGAUAAGACAAUAAACAGUGAUGUAUUUAGCGGUAUCUUUGUUGUGCCAGUAUUUACUAAGAACAAAAAGCCUACACAUAAGCUGCGGUCCUCCAUUACAGCUCAUUAAGCCAAAUAAAAUGUAGAAUAAACGGUAGUUAACGGAAGAAAGGUGAUGAAUAG